AUGACGAGUCAAAACGGCAAUAAAGCCAACAACGGCAAUACUAACGCAAAACAGUCUAGUCAGGGGCACGACAUCAAGCAACCGCCCAACACGGGAUGGAAAGGUCCUAUUCCGGCUAAGAACGGUGGUCGCGAAGUAGGCUACAUUCAGAAGCCCCCUUACAGCUGGCAAUCGGACGAGUUCCAAGUCAAGUACCGCGCAAAGUGUUGGUGUGGAAAGCUCGAAUUCGAAUACCACGGCGAUCCGAUCGACGCCAAGCACUGCCACUGUACGCAAUGCCAACGCCUGCACGGAGCGCCCUUCCAGUGGGCAGCGCUGUUCCACAAGACCUCGGUACGCUUGGCCCAGCACUGCGAUCCGCUCGACUUGGAUUUCUUCAGUACUCAAGAGGGUCAUAGCGAACACAGUGUUCCGUGCAAGAUCAGUUGUCGCAACUGUCGAUCCCCUAUGGCCGACGAGGGCCGAAACAUGGUCAUGGCGUACCCGUCUUCGUUCGUGUUCAAGGACAAGCAUGUUCCCGCAGCGUUUGCGCCCACAGCGCAUAUUUUCUACGAUGAACGAGUCAUGGAUCUCGACGACGAUAUUCCCAAGUGGUCGGGCCACAAGAACUCUUCGGAGCAGCUGCCGCAUGCGCCUAAUGAUGCAACGGAUCGUACAAUGGGCAAAGGCAAGAGGCACAAGGCUGAUAACGAGUGA
This is a messenger RNA of Sporisorium graminicola, 696 nucleotides long. RefSeq lists its product as uncharacterized. Bases 1 to 696 code for a protein of 231 amino acids. NCBI's taxonomy places the organism in Eukaryota, Fungi, Basidiomycota, Ustilaginomycetes, Ustilaginales, Ustilaginaceae. The transcript has 6 exons. The record is from RefSeq and is a predicted model, not a curated record. Gene Ontology annotation, molecular function: carbon-sulfur lyase activity.